Molecule: messenger RNA, 2029 nt
Organism: Gloeophyllum trabeum ATCC 11539
Lineage: Eukaryota; Fungi; Basidiomycota; Agaricomycetes; Gloeophyllales; Gloeophyllaceae
Exons: 4
Coding region: 440-2029 (529 amino acids)
Source: RefSeq, a predicted model, not a curated record
AUCCCGUCCGUAUCCCGGCCAUCCACGUCUUCCAUAUGUCAGAAAACAUACCGCACAAUUGCGGGAGAACCCAUCUCAUCUCCAACUGUUAUUGACGAAAUACUGCUGGAUCAGCGAACUGCUGUAUAUCGGGACCCGGCUCUAAAUAUAUCAUGUACCGUAAAAGCCAAAGCAGCUCCACGGUUCUCGAUUCUCGCAUUGUUCCAUUCCCGGCUCAUCUCCUAUAUAUACACCCAAAACUCGAACCGUUCUCAUCAUCCAAACAAUCUUCCCUUUCCUCCUCCCGCCACGUCCCCCGCCUGAGCAGCGCUCACCACUGUCCUUCACGACACCCCAUUCUUUCUUCGCAGUCGCGGUUUUAGUACUGAUCGACUAGCCUGACAUUCUUUGCCGAACGGGAGAGGAUUCUAUAGGAUCUACUACCACUCCAACCGCAAUCAUGGUCAAAGUUACUGCAGUUGUGCUUGCGCUCUCCGUAGCCUGCGGUGCGAGCGCGUUGCCCUUUACGAAGCGCAUCGCACAGGUCAUCUCCGACUCUACAACAAAAUGGGAAGCCGCUUGCAACGCAGCAGGCGGCGGCCAGCAAUGCAAUCCCACCUCGGUGAGCGCCUUCAGCACCCUCCUCGCCGCUGCGGGGCCCUGCGACCAGCAGAACGCGGCCGACACGAUGGUCGACCUCGCCAAGCAGCUCAACAACGACGCCGACAUGAUCAAAUUUGCGCAGAUCUUCGCGCAGCAGCCGCGCAACUCCCCGACAUCGCAGAGCGUCCCGUACUGCCAGCAAGCCCCGAAGAACGCCGAGCUCAACGGGCUCUACCAGUGCCAAUACCAGUCCGCCGACAAGACGACCUUCGUUGGCGGGCUCCAGGUCGGCGCGAACGGCACGAUCCCCUUCGGCAUGAACGCCCCGCUCAACCCCGCCGGCUCGUGCCCCGCGAACCCGUCUGGCCCCAUUGCGGACGGGAGCCAGCUCACGGAUAUCACGAGCGACCCGGGUGUGGGUAACUCGACGGCGAGUGCAGGUGGUAACUCGACAAGUACGGCCAGUGCAGCGGGUAGCGCGGUCAGUGAGGGCGUGUCGAGUACGGCUGCUGCAGCUGAGGUGUCGAGUGUCGCGUCUGCAACCGCAUCCUCUGCCACAUCCGCGCCCACCGACGACUGCGACGACGGGGACGACGACGAGGAGACGUCCACUGCUGCCGCUGCUACUGGCGCCAACCUGGGCGUGCAGGCAUCCGCGACGGGGUCGGCUUCCGCUUCGGAGCCGACGGAGACAGACGACUGUGACGACGGGGAUGACGGCGAGGAAACCAGUAGCGCUGCUGUCUCUUCUGCUACUGAGACUGCUGCUGCUUCUGCCACAGAGACCGCUGCUGCGUCUGCUACAGCUGUCGCUUCCGAGAGUGCAUUGGCUUCCGAAACUGCAGCUGCCUCAGCAACUGAAUCCGCGUCCGCCUCGGAGCCCUCUGAGACGGACGGCUGCGACGAUGGAGAUGACGGCGAGGAGACGGGUACUGCGAGCGGUGCCGCCUCUGCUACUGCUAGCGCUGCUGCCUCCGCUACCGGGAGUGCAGCCGCCUCUGAGAGUGUAGCUGCCUCUGCUACUGAAAGUGCCGCUGCCGCUGCCACUGCUAGCGUGGCUGCAUCUAGCACAGCUGCCGCUUCGGAGAGCGCCGCUGCAUCCGUCACUGCCUCUGCCGCUGCCUCCACUGCGUCUUCCAGCAGCGGCGGCAGCUUCCAGCUCGCCAACGGCCAGGCCGCGCAGCAGCUGAACGCGAAGUUCCAAACCCUCACCGCCGACUCGUCGUGCAACGAGGGCGACAAUGCCUGCAUCGGCAGCAGCUUCGCGCAGUGCGUCGGCGGCAAGUACGUGACGACGGAGUGCAACACCGCCGCGGGCCUGACGUGCGCCGCGCUCCCGCUCGUGAACAGCGCGGGCACAAGCAUCACGUGCACGACGCCCGCGGACGCGCUCGCGCGGAUCGCGGCGACGGGCGCGCAGGGCGGGCUGACGGGGUCGGGGAACUGA